Molecule: messenger RNA, 2172 nt
Organism: Ilyonectria robusta
Lineage: Eukaryota; Fungi; Ascomycota; Sordariomycetes; Hypocreales; Nectriaceae
Exons: 7
Coding region: 211-2010 (599 amino acids)
Source: RefSeq, a predicted model, not a curated record
CGGGCGAGGCCCUCCUGCAAGGGAUGUUUCUGAUCCCUACUUUGUGUUGAGCCUGGAGAGUCUACAAAAAUACAGGUAUGCCGCAGCUCCGUCUGCUCGCCUCCUCCCCUCCUCCACCUCUCCUCCACAACCUCCACCUUCGUCCUUCUCACCCGCAAAUCUUGCACACAAUUCCAGCCUGGAGCUGCUCAUUCCAGCCUAGCCCUCCUUAUGGUCGCAGCAGUCAUGGGUUCGCCGAUUGACAAUGACCACAUCAUCGACGCUAGCGUCGCCUUUGCCAUCGUGGUGCUUGUGCAGGCUGCGUACUGCACGCUCAGGUGGCGAACAAGGGCAGCGACUCGCCUUCGGUGGUGGAUACUCUUCGCCGGCGCUUCUAUCUUUGGGACAAUUGCCCUCGUCUUUCUCGCUCUGGGGGCUGCCUCGCAGCGCGGUGGUUCUUACAAUCUUGCAUACGCUAUGCUGAUCUGCUCUCAAGCCACGUCCGUUUUGUCCAUCUGGUGCUUCGAGGUCUUCGAUGUCCUGUACCCGUCGAAAGACGGCUGGCUACUCCUUGCAAGGCCACCAUUUUCCGACUGGGGCAGCCUCAUCUUCUGGUCCGGACUGGUCAUUCAAUGCCUCUUCGUCAUCCUGGGACUUUGGUCAAUCGCUUCGUUCCGAAUCGAGUUCCUCUGGGCCACUCCGGUCAUAUCGCACAUCAAUAUCGCAGUGAUUGCGGUCUAUGCACUCAGAUCCACGUAUGGUGUAAAGUCUGCACUGCUUCGCCUUUGGGUCGUUGCCGGAGUUGCUGCAACCUUUACGUCGGUUGCGUUCUGCAUCAUUGCCACCUGCGCCCAAGUGGCAGGACAUGCGCCUGUCCAAUGCCUAUCCUGUGCUUUGAUCCUAUCGGUCAAGGCAUAUCGAGACUGGGAUUCGGCGAGAGAUCGACAGCAGCUCCCACAAGAUGAGCCCAGAGUUGCUCCUUUUGCAUGGUGCGAUGCCACCAAUCGCUAUCCGAAAGCCCCUUCUCCUGUCGCCCUGCACCAUUCCCAACGGUGUAAUUCUGGAGUUGGCCUGAUCCCCCUGGAGCCUGCAACUUCAUAUGAGGUCAGCCUUUCUUCGUCAACCACAGCCCCUUCUGAGGCAUGCCACCUACGCGAGACGGGAAAGAUGCAAUUCCCAGACGAACCUUUCAGCGUAUUUCGGGUGGAUCGACAAAUGAUAGAGUACUACAGCACGAUACAUGCUUUUUUUCGACAAAUCGAUGGUGACAGACUCAUGCCAGAGGCAGUUGGUAAGGUGAGCAGCGUGUUAGAUGUCGGUGCUGGCACGGGCGAUUGGGCACUGGAUAUGGCAGCUGCUCAGUCGGAUAUGCAGGUUGUCGGCACUGACCUGGCUCGAAUUCAGCCGCAUUAUACCCCGUACAAAGUGGCCUUCUACGUCGAGGAUGCGAACCGUUGCAAUUGGGCAUGGCACAGACGCUUUGAUUACAUCCAUUUCCGCAACAUGGAUGGUGGCAUUAAAGACUGGGGGGUAACCCUCAAUGCCGCAUUCGCCUGCCUGGCCACAGAAGGUUUUCUCUCCCUUUCGGACCUCAUUUUCCAUCAGCCUCCCUGCAACAUAACUCCCGGCGGCAUUUGGGACGAGUGGCAGCAAGCGCUCGAUGCUCUCAAAGCUGAGACAGGAUUAUCCUUCGGUCUUCACGAAAACGAACGUGCCAAAAACGAACUGAAGAAGUCCGGCUACACAAUUGUCGACGAAAAGAGGCGGUCAUUCCAGCUUCGACAGAAGAGUCACGUGUACGACGAUUGUGAUCUCCUCCAGGGAAUCAUCGAGCAAAUGAAGGGUGUGUUUUGGCGAGCCUUGGAGUUCCGGCCUGGAUCGGUCAACAAGCAACGCCUUGUGAACCAGCUGGAAGAAGAAGUCUGGCACGGCCUUGAGAUUACAGUUGCCACAAUCGUUGCCCAGAAGCCUGCAAUCGUGCAGCCGGCCCCGGAUUGCGGAAAGAGUGCCGCCGUGGACGCGGAGGAGUAAAAUGAUGUGGAGGCUCCAGUGUUACCUUUAGGGUUGUGUGGGAUACGUUGUCUUCAUGGUGCUGCUCGGCCUCCAAACCUGGCCACCGUGGAUGCAACCUUGCCUCGAUCCUGGGGCAUGAUGGCCGUUCCAAUUACGCAUUCGAUGGACGAGAGGUUAUCU